CACGGCGCGUGGGUCCGAGAGGAACUGCUACACAGCAAGAUGGCAGCCCCAGGGAAGCUGCGGGUGGCGGUGAUCGGGGCAGGCGCCGCUGGGCUGUGUGCAGCUCGCCAUGUCGCUGCCCGGCCUGAGUCCUUUGCACCCCCCGUGGUGUUCGAGGCAUCUGGCCGCAUCGGGGGCACCUGGGUCUACACCGAAGAGACAGGGCAGGAACCAGAUGGGCUCCCCGUCCACUCCAGCAUGUACCGUGACCUCAGGACUAACCUGCCAAAGGAGGUGAUGGCAUUCCCGGACUUCCCCUUCGCCCCCUCGCUGCCGUCUUUCCUGCACCACUCAGACGUGCUGGCCUAUCUGGAGAGCUAUGCCGACCACUUCCACCUCCGACAGCACGUCAGGCUCUGGUGGCGGGUGGAAGCCGUCGUGUGCCCAGCCAAGGGCGGCUGGGACCUCACCGCCCACUGGGCCCAGGACCGGAGGGUGCAGGCAACCGAGCGCUUCGAUGCCGUCUUCGUUUGCAGUGGUCACUACUCUGAACCCUUCGUGCCGCCCAUCCCUGGCUUGGAGACCUUCCCAGGCCGGCUCCUGCACAGCCAUGCCUACCGCAGCCCAGAACCCUUUGCAGGCCACACCGUGGUGCUGCUGGGGGCCGGCCCGUCGGGCGUGGAUCUGGCCCUGCAGCUGGCCCCUGUGGCCCGGCGAGUGACCCUGAGCCACCGGCAGGCGCCAGUGGCCGGGCUGCCUGGGAGUGUACUGCAGUUGGCGCCCGUGGUGGCCAUUGCGGGGGACAUGGUGCAGUUCGGCGACGGCACCAUGCAGAGAGCCGACACGCUCAUCUUCUGCACCGGGUACCGGUACCACUUCCCCUUCCUGCCUGUUGCUCACCUGGGGCUGCAGAUCACAGAACAGGCGGUGGUGCCGCUGUACCGGCACCUGCUGUCCCCGCGCUGCCCCAGGCUCUUCUUCAUCGGGCUGUGCCAGCAGAUCUGCCCCUUCCCCCACUUCCACUGCCAGCUGCUCUUCUGCCUGGCCGUGCUGCAGGGCACCUGCCACCUGCCCCCUGUUGCUGAGAUGCAGGCGGCCGCCGAGGCAGAGCUGCAGCAGCACCUGACAGCCAAGGGCUCCCUCAAACAUGUCCACCAGCUGGGGGCACAGCAGUGGGGAUACUGCCAGGAGCUGGCCCAGCUGGGUGGCUUCGAACCCCUUCCCCCGAUGCUUAGGGAGCUGUACGAGGCCACGCGGGCAAGUCGUGCCCAGGACGCCUCAAACUACCGGAGCCUCAACUACAGGGUGCUGAGCUCCGAGGCCUGGGAGCUGGUGGGGGCAGAAGGUGGCCAGUGAGGGAUGCAAUUGUUCUUUUGCACAAGGGGGCAGCCCAGAAGGGCUGGGCGGGUGGACACAGCAGUCCUGCCUGUGCCACACACCCAGACUGGCCUCUCUGAGGGGGAGGGUUAGUGGACGGCACUUUGUCUGACCCACAGAGCCCAGCCCCACGGCGGCUGAUGGCCAAGCCAACUCCGGAUGUCCGGGAGCCUUCGGGGGCCGGUGCAGAACAAGCACCAUUAGCACACAGAGCCAAAACCUUGGGCAAUGUGAUGGGGAAUGAGCAAAUAAAGAGUAAAAGUGGAAUAUGCUGCCCCAUGGACUUUCUGGGAGAAAAUGGCGGGAAUUGCCCCACCAUGUGGGUCAUGCCAUCCCAUGGACUUUGGGAGAGGGCAUAAGGAGACUUGCCCCACCAUGCGGGCUGUGCUGCCCCUGGAUUUUAGAAAGGAUGGGGGGAAUUGCCCCACUGUGCGGGUCGUGCUGCCCCAUGGUCUGUGCUGGGCGGCUUGUUAUUGACCUUACAAUGCCUCUCUGGGCACAAGGCUCUGUCCCUGGUGUCCUGGAGUGCCCGGGGCUGGUGGCCUGCAGUACAGACUGGGUGCACCCUGGCCCAGCUCCCAGGUGGGGGGGAGGCAUUGCUCAGCACAAGAACCGGGGAGCAGACCCUUAUCUCCCUUGUGUGUUGCGGGGAGAGACGGGGCCCUGCGGGAGGGGGCGUGAAAGCCAGCCUGCCAGGCAGGGAGCCCCAACACCAGGCACAUGUUGAUGGGUGGCAGAGCCAUGCACAGGAAGCACUUUGCCCCGGCGUUAGGAACCCUGCCAAAGUCACGGUCCAGUUCGGUCAAUUUCUCAGCCAAGGAUGGUAAAAACCAUUAUUCCUGAUCUCCGCUAUGUAAAUCUGGUGUAGUAACGGCAGGGUCCUGAGCCAGUGUGCAAACCAGGGUGGCCUGGCGCGGUAUGGCCACUCUGCUGGGCUGCAGCUGACAGGAGCCAUCUUCCAGGCUGGCCCAGCUCUGGAGGCCGCACACAAGUAAGGGUGCUGGUAUCAUGACCCCCUUAAAAUAACCUUGUGACCACUCUGCAGCUCCUGUGGGGCAAGACCCAGUCCGGGAAACGCUGGUCUCUGCGAAGCGUGGGGGGAAGAGCCACGAAAGGCCAGAUGCCUCGCUCUGGGAUGUGUUCCUCAUGCCUGUGAAUUUGCUGGCCGGCCCUGGCCAGCACACAGCAGCCCCAUGGCAUCCAGCCAAAAGUGGAGCUGGAGCUGGGGCUGGGCAGGGCUGGGGCUGGGCAACUCAUGGGAAGCUGAGUCUGAGUUGUGCCUUUCCCCUGCUCUGUGCAAAAGCAAAGUGAUUUCAUCCCUGUCGCGGAUUCCCAGGUCGUGCCCAACUUGGCUCAGACGGUCUCUUUCUCAGGGGACACUCACUCUCCAGGGUUAGCCCUCUGCCUCCUGAGCCCACCCCUCCCGUGGGGAGUCCACUCGCUCUGGGCCCCCAGGGCUUCCGCUCCCACAGGGACUAGUGCAGCCCAGUUCUCAGACCAGAGCGUCUCUGGAGCCACGGCUACACUGCGAGAUAAGGUCAAAUUUAUUAAGGUUGAUUUGUUACCAUCCAAUUUUGUAAAGUCAAAGGUCCUAGACUCCACUGCAGGGACGAACUCAACGUAGUUCAAAGUAGCAUGUCCCCACUGGGGAGCCUACCAAUGCCCUGGGGGUAGCUGGCCACAGACCCUGCACUGCUUUGCGUUCUGGGUUUGCUCCUGGUGCACACUGAGACCAAAACUGUGCAGUGGGUGGUUCUGGGUUCAUGUCAUCCGCGGCCCAUCAUGUGCUCGUCUACUCCCUCCCCGCUUAAUUGAGAUCAAUGGGAAAUGGCCAUUCCGUGUCCUUUUUGGCCCUGGUAACUGCGUAGACGUCUCCCUCGUGGAUCCCGCUGUUCCUCAAAGCAGUGUGGGGGUGAUGUGCCCUUGUGUGUCCAGAGCGUAUGCACAGCACUCCUGCAAGAGCAUGACACGGAUGCACUGUUCAGGCAAGCCCUUGAGUUGAGCGAAUUGGAAAUGCCACCGGCAUUCAACCCUCUGGACACGGUGGUACGCCGGCCCUAGCGCCAUUGGACAAGCGCCGUCUGGCGGGACCGCACAGUGCUGCAGGGAUGGGAUGGUCGAGCGGGCUAUGGCAAUUGUGGCUGCAAAACUUCUGACUGGGUAAGGGCACUUCCAUGGAACUCUGCAAAUGGCUCGCCCCACCUUGUGGCACAGGGACACCUGAAUGAGACGUGCUCUGGCUGUGAGGAGCACGGGGCAAUAGCCCUUUCAGGCCCGCACGCAGGAAUGUCAAGUGGCGGAGGUGGAGCACAAUUCUUUUAAGUAUAAAGGAGUUUAAAAUAGUGUGUGUGCACAAGAGAGAUUAGUGAGAAGUGGGAGUUGGACCAGCGACUGGUAAAAUGAUUUAAAUAACAUGCUACAAAUGCCCACAGUAAUAAAGGUUUUAUAGCAAUUGCCUACUGGGGUCAUGGUGGGCAGCACAGCUGCCGUGACCCCCUGCUCCCUCGGCUGCC
Messenger RNA from Pelodiscus sinensis (Chinese soft-shelled turtle), 3869 nucleotides. RefSeq lists its product as uncharacterized. The record is from RefSeq and is a predicted model, not a curated record. Lineage: Eukaryota; Metazoa; Chordata; Testudines; Trionychidae. Gene Ontology annotation, molecular function: NADP binding; flavin adenine dinucleotide binding; N,N-dimethylaniline monooxygenase activity.